Messenger RNA from Echinococcus granulosus, 627 nucleotides. RefSeq lists its product as hypothetical. The transcript has a single exon. The record is from RefSeq and is a predicted model, not a curated record. Bases 1 to 627 code for a protein of 208 amino acids. Lineage: Eukaryota; Metazoa; Platyhelminthes; Cestoda; Cyclophyllidea; Taeniidae.
AUGGCUGGCGCGUUGAAUCAGGAGGAGGAGUUAGUGUGGGACCCACUCUACCCGAGUUUGCAGGCCUACGCAAAACACUUCGACUACGAUCUGUUGGGGCAAAAGGUGCGUCGAACUGCGCGUUUCUUUGCACACCCACAGAGCCAUAUAGAGCGGUGGGUUCGUGAGCAGCAGAUGGAGAUUAUCGCCAUCGGGGCCUCUCUCAUGCUCUCAGUCAUCAUACUCUUUCUCUGCAAAGCGGUUAUCAUCGGAUGCAUCGUCAGCAGCCUCCGCUCCUUGCGGUACUUUCUGGCCCUCCGAUCGAUUAGUAAGAAGUACAAGAAGGCGCUGAAGACGUGUGACUACGAAAAUGCUGAUGCGGAUGUCUUCGCGGCUGAGGUCUAUCGCAAAGUUGUUGAGACGCGCAAUCUCUAUAAAUACCGUGACAAGACGGACAUGAUUGAAUACGAUUCCGGUCGAUUUAAUUGGGAGACAAUUCGAGAAACAGGACUUGCAUACGAAGAGCUACUGAAGAAGAAGCAGUUAGAGGGGGAAGUUACAAAAAAGAGUCAGGGAGCUGCAUAUAAGCAAAAUUCGGACUGGGAAUUGUCCAACCUACAUUUUCGAUCAUUUUACCGACAAAAUUAA